Xiphophorus hellerii (green swordtail) is the source of this 3379-nucleotide messenger RNA. It is a transcript of the gene rsph14, whose product is annotated as radial spoke head 14 homolog. Bases 996 to 2033 code for a protein of 345 amino acids. The record is from RefSeq and is a predicted model, not a curated record. Lineage: Eukaryota; Metazoa; Chordata; Actinopteri; Cyprinodontiformes; Poeciliidae. The transcript is spliced from 6 exons. Gene Ontology annotation, molecular function: protein binding.
UCAGUUGAACAGAGUUUCAGGAAUUUGAAUUAAUCGAUACUUAAAGUGAGAUUUACCUUAAAAUGAAUAUUUUCCUUAAUAAACCAGAGGAUGAUGUAACAAACAUUCAUCUCUACAGUCAUUCAGCAGGAACAAUUUAUGAUUCACAUGAAUAUUUAUUCAUUUAACUGAACAUUUCAUCGCCAGGAAAGUCCUGAUAUGAUUAUGAACGAGGCAGAAACGAUUUCUUCAUGUUUUCACUCUGAGCGUUUCUGGAAAAGAUUUCUAAAGCAGAAUAAACAUAAUAAAUAUAUUAAAUAUAAUAAACAUAUUAAAUAUAAUAAACAUAAUAAAUAUAAUAAACAUGCUGUGAUUAAAGCUGAGCUCAAAUAAACAACCUGAGGGAAACUUUUCAAUCUGGGAGAAAAUUUCUGGAAAUAAUGACGAAGAAAUUCAUAAAAUGUACAUUUUUAAGAAUAACUCAACAAUUAAAAGGAGGAUUAUUAAUUUUAGAGGCGAUAACUGUUCAGCAUUCACUGGAACAAGAUACUUUACUGAUGCCAAAGGGAAAAUAAAUGUCAUUUUAACUCGUUAAUUCAAAUUAUUUAGAGAAUUACAUUUUUAUAAUUCAUUUUGAUUUAUAAGACAUAAAAAAUCACACAGAUUAUAAAACAGAGAACUGAUGGAUGAACAGAACUUGUGAUUGUUUUAGGGAAUUAAUGAUGAUUUUAAUUCUGAAACAUUUCAGAAAAGUUUUGCUCUUUGUCAUAUUUUAACUCUGAUAUUUUCACCAGCAGGUGGCGCCUCAGAGUCACACAUAACACUAAGGAAAUGCCACCAGAGCUGAUCAAUAAUCUAUAAAUCAAUAAUAAAUCUAGUGAUCACUGACCAUCAGACUCUGAACUGACGGGUUUUCCAUGCGGUCCCUGAACGCAGCAGCAAUGUUUACCCGCUGUUACUAGGCAACAGCGGCGUCAGUCCAACCGGAGGACUUGAAGCAGGGAAACGCGGUUCCGAUGACAACAGCAGUGAUGGACCCGAACCGGGCCCCGGUGGCGUUCGGCCGCCGCGCCGUCCCGCAGCUGUUCGAGCAGCUGCAGGUCCAAGACCCCGCCCACAAGGUGCGCGCUCUGACGUCACUCUGCGACCUGGUCCACGAGCCGGAGCGGCUGUACCAGACCGUGACUGGAGGUUUCCUGAAGCAGCUGCAGGUUCUGCUGCAGGACGAGGAUGCUGCAGUCAGGAGCAAAACCUGCGAGCUGCUGCAACUGGUCAUGAACCACAGCAUCGGCAGGUCGGCUCUGCUGGCCUCCUCCCUCCUCACUCCGCUCUCCGACCUGAUGGACGACCCGUCGGCCUCCUGCAGGACCAACGCCCACCGGGUGCUGAGCAGCCUGGCUCAGCAGCCUGCAGGCGCUGAGGCUCUGCUCUCUCUGGUCCACAAGCUGAUGCUGAAGUUGUGUCAGUUGGAGAAGGUGCGGCAGGAGAAGCAGGAGGAGGAGCAGGAGCUGCUCCUCUCCACCCUGACCUCCUGCUCCAGGCUGGACCCUCUGCCGGCUCUGGCCUCCGACGGCGUCCGCGUCCUGGGCCAGACGCUCACACACACCUCCCCAAGCAUCCGCAGGGAGGCGGCGGCCGCCCUGAUGGCGCUCAGUGUUCCUGCUGACGGGAAGCAGCAGGUCUGCGAUCAGGGAAUCCUCUCCAAUCUUCUGGUUCUGCUGCAUGACAGGAACCUCGACGUUCAGACCAACACCGCCGGAGUCAUCAUGAACACCGUCAUCAUCCGCCCAGGUAAAUACCUGUGUCUGGAGCUGGGCGUCAUCCCAGUCCUCCUCGAGCUGCUGUCUGAGGAGGAGGAUGAGGAGCAGAAGAAGAGGAGGAAGACUCUGGUCAUCUACUGCCUGAGGGCCCUGACGGCGCUGUCCGAGGCCCCGGAGGGCCGCGUCAUCCUGAGCACAGCGCUCCCCCUGCUGGAGCGGAGGAGAAACGAGCAGGACGAGGACGUGCGGCGCGCGGCGCGGACCGCCAUCAAGGUGGUCACCUGGAAGCCCUGACCGAACCACCGACCCGGUUCUGCUGGCCCAAAGGCCGGCCUGUUCCACCCGACAGGAAAUAUAGAACUAGAAAACUACCGGAGUUUAUUAUUUUGGUCAUUAGUUUCUAAAAUGUUGUUUUAAUAAUUCAGAUCAGUUCAGGAUCAUUGGAAUAAAAUAUAUAUUUAUAUAAUUUUUUUAUUAAAGAUUAUUAAAAAUAAUGUUUUUAUGAAAUAAGAGAAAACAAAACAUUCUUAUGAGUUUUAUCAUUAAUUUGUUUUAAAUAUGAACUUUAAGUUAAAAGUUAAAGAACGAAGUUGUAAAGGAACCGGUACUGGUCACCAGGUCCACACAGUAAAUUUUGUAGUGUUAAAUCAACACCUAAAGAGUUAAAUUUAACACCGUCUCCGAGUCUAUUUGGUCCUUAUCGGAAUUGGUGUUAAUUUAACUCUUUCAAUAGUGUUACAUUUUCAGAGUUAAAUUUAACUCAAAAUAGAGUUAAUUUUUAACACUGACUAACACUGCAGUGUUAAUAAAACUUAACACUCCUACUUAAAUAACUGAUCAGAGUAAAUAUGAUUCUAAUCAGAGUUAAUAAGUUACUCCACAGUGGUGACAAAUUAACUCUGAUUUUCAACACUGCACUGAGUUAUUGACAAUCAACACUGGAGUUUCAUAUAACUCCUAUGAGUGUUACUCUGACACACAGAGUGUUAGAGUGUUUUCACUCUUUUGCUGUGAAAAAGCAACUCCACACAGAUAUAUAUGCAGUGCUAUUUUUACACUUUUGUAGAGUUAAAUGACAAUCAUAAUUCAGUAAUGCUUUUAAAAUGUACAAUUGAAUAAAAUCAAGUUACCACAGAAAUGCAUUUAACUUAACUUUAUUGAACUAAAGCAGAUUUAAAGGAUUUGUUAACUUUUAGUUAACACACUUUUAGUAGUGUUACAGUAACAUGACAUGGUGUACAUCUUAUUACAGUAGAGGACUUAGCAUUGACUGUAAAAUGGCUUCCAGGGUGCCUGGCAUGCCAAACACCCGAUCUCAAGUCCACAAACAGUUAACUUCAGUCUCUUAAGAACACCAUUAGCAAAAUUAUCCUAUGUCUGCAUAAAAUGGCAAUAUGGAACCACAUAUAAGGCAGUAUCUGUCGUACCGUACUUCAUUUGAACAUCAAAUGGUUUGAAGUAUAACAGAUCAUUUAUAUGCAAAACCUUUCGAACAUUAUCUGGAUGCAGCUUGACCUUAAAGGCAUGGUAGUGGUCAUCAAAACACAUGGUUUCCAUCAAUUUUCCACAGAGCAAAACACUGUCAUCUUUUACAACAAUUGUUUGAAUCUUACAAAAUACAGGCAUCUCACAUGCUACCU